UUGAGGAGAAGAGAGAGAGCUCAUUGGUAGACACAGUUGUACUCGGAAAAGUUUUACGUGAUGAAUCGCAAAGUGUCUUAAUGAGAAGAAGACAAAGCGGAUGAAGAGGGGAAGAACAUACAAGCUGAUAAAACCCAAAAGAAGAAGAAGAAAAUGAGAAGACAAUGUGAGGACCCCCAACCCUUAUGCUUCCUCCUUCAUCCACUCCGCUGAGAAAUGGCGCCCAACCCUUUGAACCGAGAGGGGGAAGCCCGACGUGAGGGGGCAUGGUGGCGAGUCUAUGCCCCUCCGUUGGUAUGCCUUCUGCUCAUGUGUGGGUUGACGGCAUACCUCGCCUAUCUCGCCCACCUCAGCACCCACCCCCAUCCCCCUCCCAUUAUCAUGAUACCCUCCAACUGGUCCCUGCAUCUCGACGACAAGUCCAUCAGCGUGGGCGGAAGAGUGCCUGGUGGUGUGUACUCAGACCUCCUCGCUGCGAAUGUCCUCAGUGGGGGCGACAUCUACUAUCGGUACAAUGACAUGGACUACCGCUGGGUGUCGAAGGAGAACUGGACCUACUCUACGACAGUCCGCGCUGACAGUAGUUUCCUCAACCACACUCGCGUUGCCCUGGUCUUCGAGGGGCUGGACACGGCCGCGGAGGUCUUGCUGAAUGGCGAGAGUGUCGGAGCGUCCAAUAACAUGUUCGUCCGAUACCUGUUCGACAUCAAGGCCGCCCUUUUGGCAUCCAGCGACAACACUCUGGAGGUGAGGUUCGAGUCACCCGUCGAGUACGCCGCCCGCCAGUAUGACAUCCAGAGCGCCAGUUACAUAGUGCCGCCCAAGUGCGUCGACCCGGCAUUCAAGGGGGAGUGCCACGCCAACCACAUAAGGAAGAUGCAAGCCUCCUUCAGUUGGGAUUGGGGGCCGGCGUUCCCUAACUCCGGCAUAUGGAAGGACUGGUACAUCGCAGCCUGGGACACACUCACCAUCAGUGACAUAAUCUUCUCGGCUGAACCCACUGCUGAGCUGCCCUCCGUGCCCGACCCAAACUUCAUGCCAGGGUGGACGGCUACAGUGAAGGUGUGGUGUGACGCGGCCAUUUCAUCGGGGGAGGUGCCGGGCAGCCUCACCAUCGCCCUGGGCCGCAUCUACACCAUGAACUACCACGUCACCGCCACCGUCGUCAACCACAAGGCCUCGCUGGAGUUCAACAUUACCUUCUUGGAGAACCAGAUUAACAUGUGGUGGCCCAAUGGUUACGGCGCCCAGCCUCUCUACACCCUCACAGCCACCUGGGUGAGCGAGGAUGAGGCAGAGACAUCCGCCAAGAGUGUGAGGGUUGGGUUCAGGACGGUGGAGCUCAACCAGGAUUUCAUUGAACCGAACGACACGACUAAAGGGCGUCACUAUCGCGUGUUCGUCAACAACGUGUUUAUGUUCAUGAAGGGAAGCAACUGGAUUCCCGCCCACGUCCUGCCGGAGAUGGUGACCCCAGAGUACACGCGCUACCUCAUGCAGGCAGCCGCGGACACACACCAGAACUGCAUGAGGGUGUGGGGCGGCGGCAUCUACGAGUCCGAUGUGUUCUAUGAGAUCGCUGAUGAGCUGGGCAUCCUGAUCUGGGAGGACCUGAUGUUUGCCUGUAGCAUGUACCCUGUCAAUGAAGACUUCCUGGAGACUGUGGAAGCAGAGAUGGUGACCCAGAUCCGCCGGCUACAGCACCACCCCAGUAUCCUCCUCUGGGCCUCAAACAACGAAAACGAAAAGGCCCUUCGCGGUAACUGGUACGGCACAUCCUCGGACUUUGAGCGGUACAAGGCUGACUACAUUACGCUCUACGUGGACACAAUCAAGGCGGUGGUGCAGGAGGAGGACGCCACCCGCCCCUUUGUGGUCAGCUCCCCCAGCAACGGCAUAGAGUCGGAGGAGGAAGGCUACGUUGCGGAGAACCCUGGAGACACACACUAUGGCGACAAGCAUUACUACAACUACUUAAGUGACGCCUGGGUUGGCUCGGAGACGCCCAUCACCAGGUUCGCCUCGGAGUACGGGUUCCAGUCCUGGCCGUCCUUCAUCACCAUGGAGUCCGUAACCAUCGAGGAGGAUUGGAACAGGGAGUCCGCCCUCAUGUACCACCGCCAGCACCACCCGCUUGGUCAGGAGGAGCUCGCCCUGCAGAUCGGCCUACAUAUGCACAUGCCACCCCAGGACGGCUCCGUUAAGGCUUAUGAGGAUUAUUUGUAUCUCUCGCAGGUCCACCAGGCCGUCGCGGUGAAGGUUGAAACGGAGAUAUACCGGCGCUGGAUGAGUGAGGUCAACGAGAAGGGUGAAGGUUAUACCAGCGGCGCCCUGUACUGGCAGCUCAACGACAUCUGGCAGGGGGCAUCGUGGGCCUCCAUUGAGUACGGAGGGCGGUGGAAAAUGCUUCACUACUACGCCAAGAAAUUCUUCGCCCCCACUCUGAUCUCUGCCUAUCUGGAAGGGGACAAUCUGCUGGUGUACGUCGUGAAUGAGGGAUUUGAACCCAUCACUUCCGGCUCCGUGGUCAUCAACCUUCAUCGCUAUGACACGCUGGGCAUUGUUUUCAUUUACACACAGACUUCAGUUGAUGUGCCAGGGCAAACCUCCAAGCUAGUCGCCAACAUAAGCCUGACGAUGGACCUGGAGAUCUCGGAGCACUGCCAGUCAGGGCUCUCUGAUCCCGAGGACAUGUGUUUCAUCACCGCCCAGAUCCAAGACUCUGAUGAACUCCUCCUGGGCCCGGAAACCUUCUAUCUCCUUGAGAAGCCAAAAUAUGCGCUCUUACUCCAUGCUGCUGUUGAGGUUGGGGACAUCAUCGGACCCACACAGACACAAUACAGCAACUGGACCUUUGCUGUGACGGUGAGGACGGACGUUCCAGCGCUCUUCGUGUGGCUGGAGACAACGCACCCCGGAGUGUUCUCGGACAACGGGUUCAUCAUGACGGAGGCAGAGACGGCGGUUCAGUUUUACGCCGGCGAGGAGGUGACGGCGGCAGAGUUACAGGCAUCGAUGAGCGUCAAGUCCCUCACUGACACCUAUGCACAACGGUACGGAGGUGAGACGCUGGCCGAGGGUAUACUGCAUCCCAAUGACAUCCGGAACAUCUGGUAGGCACGAUCCUCGAGGCUUUUUAUUCAUCAUUACCUCCAGACAGAAUGGCAGGCAUCAGAACAGCAUUGAAAGUGUGAAGAUCUUGAGACACACUUCCAUUAUUUCAGAGCUAAAGUAACCACUGUGGAUCAUUUAAAACUGUACUAAUCUGUCUAUAUGUUCAUCGUCAAGUCAUUAGGUCCACACAGAACAGCAUUGAAAGUCUGGGAAGAUCUCAAGACAUACUCUCAUCCAUUAUUUUAGAGGUAAAAUAACCACUGUGGACCUUUUUAAACUGUUCUCAUUGGUCUUUCUGUUUAGUACCAAGCCAUCAUCUCCAGUACGUAACAGUAGGCCUCAAAGCAGUGUCGUGUUGUCUGGGUCUUUGCAUGUUCUCUCGAGGCAGUGCUGAAUAAAGGGAGAGUUUGUCGUA
This is a messenger RNA of Eriocheir sinensis (Chinese mitten crab), 3529 nucleotides long. RefSeq names its product beta-mannosidase-like (gene beta-Man). Gene Ontology annotation, molecular function: beta-mannosidase activity. The transcript is spliced from 17 exons. The coding region runs from base 217 to 3117 and encodes 966 amino acids. The record is from RefSeq and is a predicted model, not a curated record. NCBI's taxonomy places the organism in Eukaryota, Metazoa, Arthropoda, Malacostraca, Decapoda, Varunidae. Gene Ontology annotation, biological process: glycoprotein catabolic process.